AUGAGAACUUACCGGUACUUCUUGCUACUCUUUUGGGUUGGUCAGCCCUACCCAACUUUCUCAACCCCGUUAUCUAAGAGGACUAGCGGUUUCCCAGCAAAGAAAAGGGCCCUGGAGCUCUCUGGAAACAGCAAAAAUGAGCUGAACCGUUCGAAAAGGAGCUGGAUGUGGAAUCAGUUCUUUCUCCUGGAGGAAUAUACAGGAUCCGAUUAUCAGUACGUGGGCAAGUUACAUUCAGACCAGGAUAGAGGAGAUGGAUCACUUAAAUAUAUCCUUUCAGGAGAUGGAGCAGGAGAUCUCUUCAUUAUCAAUGAAAACACAGGGGAUAUCCAAGCCACCAAGAGGCUGGACAGGGAAGAAAAACCUGUUUACAUCCUUCGAGCUCAAGCUGUAAACAGAAGGACAGGGAGGCCUGUGGAGCCCGAAUCCGAAUUCAUCAUCAAGAUCCAUGACAUCAAUGACAACGAACCAAUAUUUACCAAGGAUGUUUACACAGCCACUGUUCCUGAAAUGUCUGAUGUUGGCACAUUUGUUGUCCAAGUUACUGCAACUGAUGCUGAUGAUCCAACUUAUGGGAACAGUGCUAAAGUUGUGUAUAGUAUCCUACAGGGGCAGCCCUAUUUUUCAGUUGAAUCAGAAACAGGUAUCAUCAAGACAGCUUUGCUCAACAUGGAUCGAGAAAACAGAGAGCAGUACCAAGUGGUGAUUCAAGCCAAGGAUAUGGGUGGCCAGAUGGGGGGAUUAUCUGGGACCACCACAGUGAACAUUACGCUGACUGAUGUCAACGACAACCCUCCCCGGUUUCCCCAGAGUACAUACCAGUUUAAGACCCCCGAAUCUUCUCCGCCUGGUACACCAAUUGGCAGGAUCAAAGCCAGCGACGCUGACACGGGAGAAAAUGCUGAAAUUGAGUACAGCAUUACAGAGGGAGAGGGGCUGGACAUGUUUGAUGUUGUCACCGACCAGGAAACCCAGGAAGGGGUCAUUACUGUCAAAAAGCUCUUGGACUUUGAAAAGAAGAAAGUGUACACCCUCAAGGUGGAAGCCUCCAAUCCUCAUGUUGAACCCCGCUUUCUCUACCUGGGUCCAUUCAAAGAUGCAGCUACAGUCAGAAUUAUGGUGGAAGAUGUGGAUGAGCCCCCUGUCUUCAGCAAACUGGCCUACAUCCUACAGAUAAGAGAAGAUGCUCAGAUAAACACGACAAUAGGCUCAGUCACAGCCCAAGAUCCAGAUGCUGCCAGGAAUCCUGUCAAGUAUUCUGUUGAUCGACACACAGAUAUGGACAGAAUAUUCAACAUUGAUUCUGGAAAUGGUUCAAUUUUUACGUCGAAACUUCUUGACCGAGAAACACUGCUGUGGCACAACAUUACAGUGAUCGCAACAGAGAUCAAUAAUCCAAAGCAAAGCAGCCGAGUCCCUCUAUAUAUUAAAGUUCUAGAUGUCAAUGACAAUGCCCCAGAAUUUGCUGAAUUUUAUGAAACCUUUGUCUGCGAAAAAGCAAAAGCAGAUCAGUUGAUUCAGACCCUACGAGCCAUUGACAAAGAUGACCCUUACAGCGGGCACCAAUUCUCCUUCUCUUUGGCCCCGGAAGCAGCCAGUGGUUCAAACUUUACCAUUCAAGACAACAAAGAUAACACGGCAGGAAUCUUAACUCGGAAAAAUGGCUACAACAGACACGAGAUGAGCACCUACCUCCUGCCCGUGGUGAUUUCAGACAACGACUACCCAGUCCAGAGCAGCACAGGGACAGUGACUGUCCGGGUCUGUGCAUGUGACCACCACGGCAACAUGCAGUCCUGCCACGCGGAGGCCCUCGUGCACCCCACGGGCCUGAGCACAGGGGCCCUGAUCGCCAUCCUUCUGUGCAUCGUGACCCUACUAGUGACAGUGGUGUUGUUUGCAGCUUUGAGGCGGCAGCGGAAAAAAGAACCUUUGAUCAUCUCCAAAGAGGACAUCAGAGACAACAUUGUCAGUUAUAACGACGAAGGUGGUGGUGAGGAGGACACCCAGGCCUUCGAUAUCGGCACCCUGAGGAACCCCGAAGCCAUAGAGGACAGCAAAUUACGCAGGGACAUCGUGCCCGAGGCCCUUUUUCUACCCCGACGGACUCCCGCAACUCGCGACAACACCGACGUCCGGGAUUUCAUUAACCAAAGGUUAAAGGAGAAUGACACGGACCCCACCGCCCCGCCCUACGACUCCUUGGCCACCUACGCCUACGAGGGCACCGGCUCGGUGGCCGAUUCGCUGAGCUCGCUGGAGUCGGUGACCACGGAUGGAGACCAAGACUACGACUACCUUAGUGACUGGGGCCCCCGGUUCAAAAAGCUCGCAGACAUGUACGGAGGCGUGGACAGUGACAAAGACUCCUAA
Callorhinus ursinus (northern fur seal) is the source of this 2373-nucleotide messenger RNA. It is a transcript of the gene CDH6, whose product is annotated as cadherin 6. Gene Ontology annotation, molecular function: beta-catenin binding; cadherin binding; calcium ion binding. NCBI's taxonomy places the organism in Eukaryota, Metazoa, Chordata, Mammalia, Carnivora, Otariidae. The record is from RefSeq and is a predicted model, not a curated record. Gene Ontology annotation, biological process: cell-cell adhesion mediated by cadherin; synaptic membrane adhesion; adherens junction organization. Gene Ontology annotation, cellular component: catenin complex; plasma membrane; adherens junction.